CAGGAAGCGUGUGUGGCCGGCGGGGGCUGCUGGAGCCGCGGCCUGAACGGAACUCAGGGUUCUUCUCUCCCUCAUUUUCUCCUUACAACAUUCCUGCGAGUACAGAGCUUGAAGAUGAAAUUGGAAGACCAGGGAGGAGGGAAGCAUACUAAAGCAUGGAGGAACAGAAUUCAUGACUGAUUCUGAAGAGCCAGAAAAUGUCAAGACCCUUAACCCACUUUGAUUGUCUUUGAAAGUGUGCUGUAUUCCAAGGGCAUUGGACGCCAUGACUGUCACUCUAGUAUGUGAUCCUUCGGAAGCUAUGGAGCUCUGUGCCUCUCAGCAACUCUAUCUUAAGCCAAUAGCAAAAUUAACAAUCAGUGUGGUGCUUCCAGAACACACCGGAUCUACCCGGGCAUUCUCUAAAUGGGAAGUGAUGGACAAGCUGAAGAAUAUGAUUUGUCCAGACCAGUUCACCAGUGUUAAGGUUUCAAAAAGAACAAAAGGUUUCAUUCGGUUUGAGGGAGAGGCAGAAACCAAGCAUUUGGUAUGUAGCCUUAAGGAAAAGCUCCAUGGCAAGAUGAUAAAACUGAAUGGUUUUAAAGAUGACUUGCAAGUGGUUGCUACAGAGGCAUCUCCUGAUUUACCAACUCCUCAGGAGUCGGAAGCCAUUCUGACUGAUAGAGAAAUGAUGGAGGAAGAUCUUGCUGAGCAAAGCAGUGAUGUGCUCAAUUGCAUCCAUUUGGAAGGAUUGCCGUGCAAAUGGUUUGCCCUAAGAGGCUCAGGUAGUGAAACACCAAGCGAAGAUAUCUUGAGAGCAGUGUUUGAAAGUUUUGGAAAGAUCAAGAACGUAGAUAUUCCCAUGCUUGAUCCUUAUAGGCAAGAAAUGGUGGGAGGAAACAUGAAUAAUUUCAUUUUUCGUGGCCUGCGAACAUUUGAAGCUUAUGUCCAGUACCAGGAGUCCACAGCUUUUGCAAAAGCUAUGGAGACACUUAAGGGAAUGAAGCUGAUGUUUAAAGGGGAUGAUGGAAAAGCUCUGGCAUGUAAUAUUAAGGUAUCGGCUGAUACUACCAAUCAUUUCAGUGAGAGUGCUAUAAACCAGAGGAACCUGGAACGAUUAACCCUGCAAGGGCUAGAGCGAGAGAGGAAGAGGGAGGAAAACAGAGGGAAAAGAGGUACUGAAAGAAAAAGACGUGAUGAUGGUGGUGAUGAAAAAAAGGUUGGAGAAGGAAAGAGGAAGUCUAAGAUCAAGAGACGAGAGAAAAGACAGAUAGAUCGGGAUGAAAAACGCCCAAGAAAGCAACAGAAGGUAACAGCUGAAGAAGAGCUGUGGCCAGAGAAUAUGCCUGAAUGGGAAGAGAGGAAAUACCUCCUAGCUCAGAGAAGAGUGGAGUCAAUCAGGCUGCUUACAGUGCUGUUAAACCAAAUAAAAGAUUUUGUGCUAUCAUCCAGGCAAAUAAGGGAGCCUCUGUUGGAGAGUGAAAAUGAAAGGGAGGAUUGCUUUCCUUCACCUGAGAUACAAAAUGUGCUAAAAGAGAAGUCCAGCUCUGGUAGUCUUGGGUGCAAAGAAGUAAAGGAUGAGAGAGAGCCCCCUCAUCAGUUAGCCCGAUUAGAUAAUGCCUAUAUUGAGGAGGAGGAGGAGGAACAAUAUGUUCCAGUUGGCUUGCCUGGAUCACCUUGUCACCUUGUGAGGACUGUUCUGAAUGAGCCAGCUGCAAGACCAGUUAGUAGACGCUUAACGGAAAAGGCUACAGACUGCUAUCAGGACUGUGGCUUGUUGCAAGUUACAGUCACUCAAGACUGCAAAGUCAAAAAAUCUCCUGCCCGGGAGGACUGUCAAAGCCUGGACUUGGGGUGCUCCUCCAGAGUCUCUAGUGCAGGAAACUGCAAGAAGCAAAAGGUUUAUGAAACAGAGGAAUUCAUACACUAUUUACUAAACUACUACCAAACCCCAAGAUAUGCACGAAUUUGUCCGGUGACACACAACACAGGGACUGAGUCCUGGUGGCAGAGGGUGGUGUCCCAUAAUGGGAAUGACUUCCAGGUCAGCCUGAAAAACAAAGAUGGGCAGUGUCUUACAGAAGUGAGUUUUGUACCAGACCUCCGUGAGAGAGACUUUCGAGACACUGAUAGUUACGUGUGGGAAAUAGCAGAUGAGGAACCUGAGCCGAGAGAGGUUGUGCCCAAAAGUCAGGCCCGUUCUAGAGAGUUCACCAAUCAAUGUCUGGUGUGGUGCAGGGAUUCACUGGGUGAAGUCAGUCAUAGACUACCAUGUGAUGAACUGAAUAGUCCUUUUCUAGUAAGCACCAGUACUAAUUGUGAUAACAGAUCCGAAGAAGAGAAUACGGGAAUGAAAGUUUUACCACCUAUGAAGCCAUUUGGCCAUAUUUAUAAAUUGAAGGAUUUACUGGAAGAGAUCAGUAGUGAUUCUGAAUAUUUUAGUGAGGCUUUUGAUGAGUCACAAAGCAAAAUGGAGAGAAGGAAUGGGGGCUGCAGAAGUGGCUGCAAGGCCUGGCCUCUCAGCCAGGAAAGAGCAAGAGAAUUGCUGAUUUGUGUCCAAAAUGGUGAUUGCAGCAAACGCAGUUUUUGUACAAACUCCGAGUGCUUUGACUUGACAAAGCAUCCCAAGCAAAGGCUUAAGACAACAUUCAAGAGAUCCAGCAGUAAAUUAAGACAUGAAGGGCAAAAAGUCAAGUGCUCAUCCAGUGAAGAGGAGCAAGCCAGCAGGAAGAAGAGAAAGAAGAAAAGAUCCUCUGAUAACUGUUUGCGUGACAAUGAGCCCCGAUUCCUUGAAGCAAACCAUUGUGGAGAGCUGGAGUCCCUCAGCAAGAUACAGAGAAAAUGUAGCAAGGUUUUACACCACAGUAUGAAAUGUAAAACACUCCACGCCAUGGCAGAAGAGGUAAAAGCAAGAGAUGUCGUUCAUUUGAGUGACUCUCAGCUUCGAGAACCCCGCCAACAGGCAGGUAAGGGGAAAGCAGGCAUCAAUUCUGAUGAAUGGCCUUUGUUUCCUGUUGAAAUAGUUCAGACAAAUCAAUACCCUGACUCUUUCCGUGGAGCAGAACUUGGAAGAAGAUGCUAAUUUCACCAGUUUUGGAGGACAGUGGGGAUCUUGAAACUGUUGAACGUGGAAGAUCAAGAUGGGUCCUUUUUAUACAACUUUUUGAAAACUUAACUGUAAAGCUAGACAUACAGUGAUAGAGGUGUUUGCUUGGGCCCCUUUGUUUGCAUGCUGGGAAAGCUAGGAUAGCUUUAACAACCUGCUUGGUAAAAUAGGUGGCAAAAUCAGUCUCCGUGAUUUUGAUGGCUACAACGAAGGACCAAAAACAUGUUACUGAAGUGCAUGAUGUAAGCCAUUUUGAAGAAUUUUCUAGAGGUUUGGACUGAGCAAAAUGAACAGUCCCCGCUGAGUUUAUGAAAAAACGUGGAAUCUGUGGGUUCUGCUCUGUUUUCACUGUACAGUUAGAGGAGUUUUGCAUAAGCUAAUUGUAUGCCAGUUGAGUAAACUUUAACUUAAAAGAUUCAAGGAAGUUCUGCCUUAGCAAGAGGAAGGGGCUGAUGGUGCAAGAGAAAAAAACACAUAGUGGCCAAGACAGAAAAGGAACAUAUUUAUAACUAACUGCACACUUUGCCAUUUGAGACACACGUUGGGUUGGGUAGUAUAUGACUUUCGCAAGAUGUUGUUUGUUGGUGCAGCUCUGUUAUUGCCAGCCUCCACUGGGGUUUUAUGAAUACAGUGUAUGACUAGGCCCAAAUAGUUACCAUGGUUCCAAGGCUGUGCUCCCCUGUUACUCCACCUAAGUCUGUUGCCCCUUGGUGUAGAGCUAAGUCAUUGUCCAGAUGGGUUUUUUUUGCUGCAACUUAAUAGAGCUUGUCUGCAAUCACAGUUGGUAUAUGUUCUGUUUGUUGAAAACCAGUGAGAGCCAUGCCAGUUUGCCAAAAGAUUUCCAUGCUUAAUUGGUUCACAAAUGUCAUAGAAUGGAUUACUCCUCCUCCAAUUAGCUUGAAAAAAUUGGAGGAACUCCAGAUCUUGACAGGCUAGUGACAUUUUGCUCUGCUUCUGUUGGGUUUAAUAGUUCUGGAAUGCUGAAUGGGGAAUGGUCUGAACAAACCUUUGAACACCAGGAGGGGGGUUGAAAUCUUCUUUAGUGCUGGUUGGUAUUUUAACCUUCAAGUAAGUGACCUUCUGAAUUAUAACUAGAUUGUCUGAGCUACAGAAUUUCUUAUUCAGUUAUUGUUUAACAUUUGUAUGAAAACCUGGAAAGAGGUAUGAUGAUGCUGAUACAAUCCAUGGCUAUAAUUUGCAAAUAACCUGACUACAGUAGGACUACUCAGCAGUAGGUAGUACUGAAACCCACAAGCAAUGCUAUUCAUUAUCUUACCAAAUGGCCAACAGUGCUGUGGAAUACUAUUCCAUAUGGAGAGGGGAACGUCAACAUAUUUUAGUUAAAUUUUAAAAACUGUAUGGUGUCUGCUUUCAUUUUAACAUGCUUUAUUUAUUACAUGUCACAGUAACUUUCACAAUACACAUUCCCUAGCAUACCAUCCAUGUUUGUUAACUUCUGCUCUAAUAAAGUAGUAAUGAACUACGGUAUGCAGGCAGUCUCUGUGUUUAAUGUUAAAAGUUGGUUAGUGGCGAACAUUUCCAAGCGUCUCCAAGCCCACUCCUGUGAAUGCUUUUUCCCAAUGUAGCAAGCAAAGUGUUUUGAUCUGAAAAUAACACUCCUUUUUUUGCACUUGGUUGCUAUUUGUUCUGGAAUUUUUAAAAGUUUGCUUAGAUGUGUUUUAUAGGAAAACCCAUUCCACAGCUCCAGCAAUAUAUGUCACCAACGUUCAGUGUUCACAGGAACAAAAAUCCCUUUCCUGUGGGCCUUCUUGUAUUUUUUUUAAACCAGUUUGUGCAUGUGUGCAUAUAUGUAUCUCCUCAAAAUGUUCAUACUUAAAGGAACCGUGGAGAGCCUUGCAUUCAUUUCAUAGCAGUAAACAAGAAAUGCAGUGCUGGGAAAAUGCUAUAGCCCUACUCUAUGAAAAGCAUGCGAACUUUGACCCUCUGGAAUAUGGAUUCAGACCUAAUGGGGUUUGUUUAUAGCAGUUCAUGGCAUCAGUGUAAUGCUGCAACCCAUGUUCUGCAUCACAAGGUAAAUAUGGGAAUGAUGGUUUUUUUUCUCCUAGUGUGAAGGGACCCAAGUGGGAGGGGAAUGCACUUCAAGUAAACCCCAAGCCUUGGAAAAAACCAGAACCAUACUAAAUCUAUGGAAAUGCAACACACUUUGUUUGGAACUGAGUUUUUCCUCUUUAAAUAAAAACCUGACAAUGGAAUGGAAUGAAUUUUCUACACCUCACUCAGAUAUUAUUAAUGUUGCAAGCAUACAAAAGCUAUUUGUUGCCUCUUAAAGAGAUGCUUAUGAUAAAUUUGUCGUGCCUGUCAGUAUCCGAUUAAUUAAAAAAAGAACCCAUUGAUUCACUGGCCCUUGAUGGUACAUGAGAAGGAAAAGGGAGUGGGACUAGGGCCCAUUCAUUUCUCCCUCACCCCCUUCACUAAUGGAAUAAUGAAACAGGAAGAUCUCAUAUUUACAGACAUGAAAUUUCCCUACUUAAUUUCCUCGCUUCUCCUCUGAGGAGCGGUGUAGAGAGCACACAAAUGAGCCUCUUCUUUCCCAAGGUCCAAGGCAGGGGUAAAGUAAAUAGAUAAGAGCUGACAAUUUAUUUGGGGAAAACCCCAGUGAUUUAGGAAUAUGAAUUUCUCUCAUUAAAUGUCUUGAUCUUUUCCCCAGGCUUUCUGUUUUUGAACAACUUAUGCAUAAGGACUGGCAGCGUAAGUUUAAAAUAAAACAAAUUGGUCAAAUUCACAUGAAUAGAUUUGUGAAAACAACUAUGGAUGUUUCUAGUAAGCUUUCUCAAUUUUGAAAAGCCA
This is a messenger RNA of Gekko japonicus, 5893 nucleotides long. Its product is annotated as A-kinase anchor protein 17B-like. The coding region runs from base 266 to 3061 and encodes 931 amino acids. The record is from RefSeq and is a predicted model, not a curated record. Gene Ontology annotation, molecular function: RNA binding. Lineage: Eukaryota; Metazoa; Chordata; Lepidosauria; Squamata; Gekkonidae. The transcript is spliced from 8 exons.